GGCCGGGGAGGAGCCGGGGCCUGCAGCGGAGCCGAGCCGAGCCCGAGCCGAGCCCUGACACUGUCCGUCUGCCUUCUGGCUCUUUGGGAGCCCGGACUGGCCGGAGCCCCAGAGGUGGCAGCGCGGGGAGCCCCACGCGCGAAGGGAGCGGACCGGACCGGACGGGACUAGAGGAGGCGCUGCCGCCACAGUAGCCACUGACGGGAGUCCGGAGCCGCGGCCUCUCGGACCCUGCUGCCCAGGCGGGCCCAGGGAGAGCGGGGAGUACGAAAACCCCACCCUCUGGGGCACCCCGGGAGCGGAGGCAGGAGUGGGGACCGGAGCCGCCUUUGCCUGUGCAAGAGAAGACCCUUACCACCCGGGCGAGGGAAAGAAGAGACCCUUAUAGGGGACGAGCCUCUCCUUCCUGGAGACGAGGAAAUCCCUACACUGGCCCGGGAAUAGACCUCCAGAAGUAGAAGGGGGCGAUCCUUACUAAAGGAAGCAGAGUGAGACGGCCCCGGCGUGUCUCCACCCCUCCAAACACACUCUCAACACUUCGGGACUUUUGAGGCAAAGAGAAAGGGAGUAUGCCGAUGGAGUAGGCACUCUCCAUCACCUCCAGUAACCACAGGGGAGAGGAGUCUUACAUUCAGAAGCAGAGGACACGCCAGGCAAAGAAGAGGAAUCGGCUUUCAGCCUUUCGGGAGAGGGGACGAACUCUCCCCUCAACUUCCUUGUACCUAGACAGUGGAACAGGGCAGAACCCCUGCGCUCAGAUCUCCAUCGGGCAGAGAGAGCACUCCACUCCCGAAAGAUCCGGUUUGGGGGGGAGGGGGACUCCCCCAAGGGGGAGGAGACCGCUCCUGGUUUGGAGAGCCUCCUCCCCUCCUCCCCAGGGUAUCAGGCAGAGUGUGGGGGGUGUGCCACCUUCCCCAAGUAGGACCUCCUUCUCCACCUCCCCCCACUCCACCUCCCUGUGCACCUCAUCCUCAGGGGACCCAGUUCCCCUCCCCAGCUUGGGAGGCUCAGCCAAGCCCAGGAAGAGCCACUGAGGAUGAGACUCUUCAUCUGCCUUUGAAGAGGGGAAUCCCUCCAACCCCAAACUCCAGUACCAGGGGGUUCCCUCCCUUUGCUGGGGGAACCUUGGAGACAGUACUGUAGUCUUCAUUAGACGUCCUGUGGAUGUGAUGGAGCCUGUCCUUUGGCUGCCUUUCCCAGUUUCUAUGGGUAUUUCCUUUCAGUCUUCCAGCACACAGAGAAGAAUGUGGCCUGACUCAGGUUCUGCCCAAGCCCAGUGGCACGAGGCCCACCUGGAGAGGUCUGGGUAACUAGAACCCAGAAGAACCAUGGCUUCUGACCUAGAGAGUAGCCUCACCUCCAUAGACUGGCUCCCCCAGCUGACCCUCCGAGCUACCAUUGAAAAGCUGGGGAGUGCCUCCCAGGCUGGGCCUCCAGGGGGCAGCCGCAAGUGUCCACCAGGCUCACCCACAGAUCCUAAUGCCACCCUGAGCAAAGAUGAGGCAGCAGUCCACCAGGAUGGCAAACCACGAUACAGCUAUGCCACCCUCAUCACCUAUGCCAUCAAUUCCUCACCAGCCAAGAAGAUGACCCUGAGUGAGAUUUAUCGCUGGAUCUGUGAUAACUUCCCCUAUUACAAGAAUGCUGGCAUUGGUUGGAAGAAUUCAAUUCGGCACAAUCUUUCUCUCAACAAGUGUUUCCGGAAGGUGCCCAGACCGCGGGAUGACCCUGGGAAGGGCUCUUAUUGGACAAUUGACACCUGUCCUGACAUCUCCCGAAAGAGAAGACACCCUCCAGAUGACGAUCUAUCCCAAGACUCACCAGAACAGGAGGCAAGCAAGAGCCCCCGGGGAGGUGUUCCAGGGAGUGGAGAAGCCUCACUGCCUCCUGAGGGGAAUCCUCAGAUGUCACUUCAGAGCCCCACAUCUAUCACCAGCUACAACCAGGGCACAGGAUCUGCGGAUGGUGGAGCAGUGGCUGCAGGGGCUCCAGGUCGCGAAAGCACUGAGGGUCCCCCUCCCUUGUAUAACACCAACCAUGACUUCAAAUUCUCCUACUCAGAGAUCAAUUUUCAGGAUCUGAGCUGGUCCUUCCGCAACCUCUACAAAUCCAUGCUGGAGAAGUCCUCUUCUUCCUCCCAGCACGGCUUCUCGUCUCUCCUGGGGGACAUGCCGCCCUCUAACAACUACUACAUGUACCAGCAGCAGCAGCCACCACCGCCACAGCAGCCGCCGGCACCGCCACAGCCCCAGCAGUCACAGCCACAGCAGCAGCAGGCACCAGCCCAGGGCCCCUCAGCUGUCGGGGGUGCGCCUCCACUGCACACCCCAAGCCCAGAUGGUUGUACCCCACCAGGGGGCAAGCAAACAGGGGCCGAAGGCUAUGGGCCUCCCUCUGUGAUGGCCAUGCACCCACCCCCACUGCAGCAUGGAGGCUACCACCCUCAUCAGCACCAUCCCCACUCCCACCCUGCCCAGCAGCCGCCGCCACCACAGCCACAGGCACCAGGCCAGGCUCCUAUCAACAGUACUGGUUUUGCUUUUCCUCCUGACUGGUGCUCCAGUAUCGACUCCUUAAAGGAAAGUUUCAAGAUGGUGAAUAGGCUCAACUGGUCCAGCAUUGAGCAGUCACAGUUCUCAGAACUGAUGGAGAGUCUGCGACAGGCAGAGCAGAAGAACUGGAGCCUCGACCAGCAUCACAUUGCCAAUCUGUGCGACUCCCUCAACCACUUCCUUACUCAGACUGGUCAUGUGCCCCCCCAGGGGGGCUCCCAUCGGCCGCCAGCCCCUGCCCGUAUUGCUGACUCCUGUGCCCUCACCAGUGGCAAACAAGAGCCAGCCCUGAACCAAGUGAACUCUUAUGGGCACCCACAAGCCCCCCACCUCUACCCUGGCCCAUCACCAUUGUACCCAAUUCCCACCCAGGACUCAGCAGGAUACAAUCGCCCAGGACACCAUAUGGUCCCUCGGCCACCGGUUCCACCUCCUGGUGCCAAUGAGGAGAUCCCUGAUGACUUCGACUGGGACUUGAUCACUUAGUGCAUCAUAGAGUGUGGCUGUCAGCCCAGGGCUAGGUGGUGAAGUCUGGCAGUGGGCAAAGAGUAGCCCCAGCCCAUCCCUUCCCCCCCUUGCCUGUAUAUAGAUAUAUAUCCUCUUUUUUUUUUUCUUUUCUUUGUCAGAGAAGCCACCGCAAGAUGCUGCCGAAGAUAACCCCUUUCCUGCCUCAUUCUUCCUUUCCCUUCUUGUUUUUUCCCCCUAAUCGUUUUAUCAUUAUUCUUAUAAUAUUAUUAUUAUUAUUGGUUAUAUGCUGUCCCCAGUCUCCUGUCCCUACACUAUUGACCAUGUCCACCCCUUGCUAAUUUAAAAUCAUCUGGCUAGAAGGUGAGGCCAUGGUAGUUACAGAGAAAGGUUUCAAAUGGAUUUACCUGUCUCUCUGAGAAGGUCAAUGCUAAUCCCACCUUUUGGCCCUAAAUUGUUCUCUGUUCUUAUCAAUUCAGUCCAGGACUGGAUCGGCCACAUUAUCAAGUAGAAGGGAUCUCAAACACUGCUUGGCAGCCAUGACUUUGCAGGUUUUACUCAAUGGUGCUAAUUUUGUCCUCUGAGCUCUUCCUUGUUCCUUCAUAUCUUUAAACCUUACUUCUGCCAAUCCUCAUUCCCCAUCAAGGGUAAGAGUGAUGGUGGUGGUGCCGGAGGGCGACAAUAAAAUCCUAGUGAAAUAAGAGGCCUGAGUUGAGUCGAGUAGAAUAUUGCAGAGAGGUGAUGGAAUGAAAUUGGGUUUAUAAUACUAUGUCAAAUAAACGUCCAUUGACUUACUCCUAGCCCAUUCUCUAUGGAAGACAGAGUGGGUCUGAACCAGUACUCUGCUGCUACGGUAGGGAUGAGGACAGCUAUUCAUUAUAGGGCCAGCUUUUUGGAGAUGUUUUCAAUUUUACCAUUUUGCCUUUUUAAACAUAAUUUUCUCUGAUAAUUAGCUGUGGCUCUUAUUUGCAUUUACAAAUUGUCCUUCAACCCCCUUUUCCCAUUCAGCAAAUAUUAUUUUGGUUGUUUGCUCAGCUCUUCUACCGACUUGAUUUCCUUCCCCCAUUUUCUGGCAUUCUCAAGAUAGACAAGUAGCCCAUUAUCACUCUUACUUUCCUCAUGUCCUAGGACAGGAUGGGAAUCUCUUUCCCACCUACCAGCAGAACAAAAGCUAGUUGGUGGUAAGAGGGUGGGAGAAGGAAAAGGGAGCUGGUAUAGAUACGGGUAGGGAAUAUUUCAGUUGUUUAACUACAUAGGCAAAUGCUUCUCUUGGAAUCCAGAUCAUUGGGGCUGAAGCUUUUGCAAUAGGCUAUUGAGGGGUGAAGGAAAUUGGUAGUGUGGAGUGUAUAAUCUAGAGGGAAGAGUUCAAUGAGGGCCCAGGGAGACCCCCCCCCACCGAGAAAAAGGUAUAGGGAUAACUUAUCUCCUUUAAGAAGUGGCCAUGAUUUAUUGCUGCAAAGUACUUAGUGUAUAUUUAAUGUUAAUUUUUGAAUUUUAAUUAUGGGAGGGAAGAACAAUUUUACUUCUGUUGCUAUUUUACUGAAUGUUUACUUUCUGAAAGCUGUAGGACAAAAUGUAUGGAAUGGACAAGGCCACUCUCUCAGUGAUUUUUGCUUUUCAUAUUCUUUUAUUUACUGACGAUUUCCAAGAGAUUUAGCUUUCCACUCGCCUGCUUUUUCUCCUCAUCCACCCCUUCCUUUCUUUGUAAGGGGCUUAUUAUAUAUGAAAGUUUGUUGAAGAAGUCCAGUGAGGCUGAAGUAAAGGGGCAAGAAAGGGCGGUUGACUAAAGAGCACUUUAUUUCUUUGAAGUUCUUUGUAUUAGAUGGGGGUAUGAGUGGCUUGAAUUCCCCAUUGUGUUGGAGGGCAAUAGUGGGGGUGAAGUAUGACAUAAUAUUUCCCAUUGGGGAAAGGAAAAUUUCUCUUAGAGGGUGGCAAAAUGCCUUUUGCCCAGUGUUCCUAUUUUAUGCAUCUCUUCCUUAUUCCUUCCAAUCAAGGUGCCUCCUGCACACAACUUCCCAUAUGUUCUCCCUAAGAUGCCUCCUUUACAUAUUAUCACUCCCCUUUUCUAACCCCUUUUCUACUCAGAUCCAGACAGGGUUUUCAAAGGUAGACUAAAUCAUACAUGUAAAUGUCCCUUGUUUAUAAUUCAUCUGUGUCUUAAGAAAACUCGUCUCAUUAAGAACUCUGGCGGGCAGCCAGACUAACUAAAAUUUGGGGCUAAGGUUGGAGAUUGGCCAUCAGGCCUCCUGGGAUUUUAGCUCCCCUCCACUAAACUCAGCCUUGUUCAGUGGCACAAACUUGACCCUCUUUGGGCCUCAGUCCCCCCCCGCCCCCCAUGAAAUAGAAGAAUACUACUUUUUCUUGUUGGUUCAGCAUUGCUGGACUUGAAGUAUAGUCGUCGUUGUAUUGGGUGAUGUGUGCAAAACUGCAGGAAUUCACUGCCUGCAAGCGGGCAUAAGGGAGAAAGUGGAGGAGAAGGACAGAGGAACAAUUACUUGGUAUAGAUCCACCCAUCCCUGCUUUCCUCUCUUCAACCCCUAUGUUUCUGGUUUGGUGAGUCUCUCAUACCACCCAUAAUGCUUUGCAUUGGUGCAGGCUGGGAAGGGGGGUAUGGUCUCACAAGUUGUUGUUGUUUUUUGCAUGCUUUCUUAAUAAAAACAAAAAAGAAUGUUUAUGGUUUUAUCUUA
Molecule: messenger RNA, 5704 nt
Organism: Hipposideros armiger (great roundleaf bat)
Lineage: Eukaryota; Metazoa; Chordata; Mammalia; Chiroptera; Hipposideridae
Gene: FOXJ2
Product: forkhead box J2
Exons: 12
Coding region: 1329-3038 (569 amino acids)
Biological process (GO): regulation of transcription by RNA polymerase II
Cellular component (GO): nucleus
Molecular function (GO): RNA polymerase II cis-regulatory region sequence-specific DNA binding; DNA-binding transcription factor activity, RNA polymerase II-specific
Source: RefSeq, a predicted model, not a curated record